Fusarium keratoplasticum is the source of this 1488-nucleotide messenger RNA. RefSeq lists its product as uncharacterized. Lineage: Eukaryota; Fungi; Ascomycota; Sordariomycetes; Hypocreales; Nectriaceae. The record is from RefSeq and is a predicted model, not a curated record. The coding region runs from base 1 to 1488 and encodes 495 amino acids. The transcript is spliced from 2 exons.
AUGGCAUCUCCCCACGAUCCCAUAUUCGAGGAAAAAGUCUACCUCGCAUUCAAGGACAUCUUCACAGGUCCACGCGCCGAAUUCCGCAGGUCCAAGGCCGUGCUGCCCAUCGUCAGCAAGUACCAAAACCACAGUCCCGUCAGCUCCCUUCUCAGGACCACCAGCCAGCAGGCUGUGUGCGAGUCACUGUGUUACUUGCUUAAAGAGAGGGUCUUUCAGGACAAGGGAAUAGCGGCACACCGGUUCGCAACGAACCCGCCCAUUGUCGCGCAGCCUCCGUCAGAGUCUGGGGCCGUUGUUUCGGAUGUCCGUGUGAUGUUUGGUCAAAUAGAAGCCCCUUUUGCUGCAUCGCUGAUUACAACGGACAUGAUCAAGUGCGAAUCUUCAGAGCUAGGAGCAACGCAACCGGGAUCGGUACCUGAGACUGACUCCGUGGACGACUACGAAGACUCAUCAGAUGAUAGCGCGAUGUUGGACAAGCAAGAAAUGGAGAAUCUUGUGCCCGCGCCUCACAAUAGCAAAUACCGGACAGAGACAUCACAGCUUCAGGUCUCACUCCCUCUCCGCAUCCAGAAUCUCAUUCUGUCUCGCGUGCAGGCUAUUCUGGAGCUCGCAUGCUUCGAAUUUGCCAAGGAAAAGAUGCCUAAAAUCCUCGAGAGUCGAAAUUGGCGUUGCCCAAAGGCCGGUGAGCUGAACCUAUGGGUGGGGGAGUUCAACAAGAGGAUCGCUGCGUUCGAGAACAACGUCAACAACCCUGGAGGUUACGAGAUUUCGAAAUGUUUCCAGACAGCCACACACAUCCGCCACUUCGCCGUCCAUCGCAGACACCUCUCCACGACUCAUCUCCAGUCCCUGGUAAACAACGCCGAGGGCCUCUGCAAGAUUCUCGGAAACAGCCAAGCCUUGGCCCAGAUAGAAUCGAUUUGGGGAUAUGCGCAAGCCCAGAUUUCAGAGUUGGAAUCUCUCAAGGAGGAGACCGUUGUGGAGCUUGAGAGCAGCCUUGACGACAUAGCUGCUCGACGGGCAGAGCUUGAUCUCUUGGAGGCAGCGAGCAUCGCCAAGGCCCAUGACAAGCUCAACGGUCACCAUGAUCUUGCAAGUGAUGAGUUGGAGAAGAUUCUCCUGGACAGACACAUGGUUCUGAUGGCGGCUGGCAAAGUGGAGGAUAAGAAGGAGGAAGAUAAAGCAGACGAAUCCGAUGCCCAUCUGUCGGAAGAACUGGACGCUCAGCCACCAGAGGAGGCCAAAGUCGAACAGUGCCAGCCUCCAUCGGGAGGGCUUCACAUCUUGCAACAGCGCAUCAAGCAGAGCAUGCUCUUGACUCAGAAGAUCUACAACACACUGAGCUCUCUCCCGACUUGUCUUCACGCCGUCUGCAACUCUCUUCUAUUGCUGUCGCCUAUCCUCUUCGCCAUAGCCGCCGCGUAUGUGCUUGGACCUGGUGGGAUGGAACACAUGUGGAGUGUUCUCUGGUGGGGUGAGUGGUGA